CCUCGCCGUUUCCAAGGCGGCGGCCGCGUUCGCACCCCAGGGUCUCACCGGCAAGGGAAGGAUAAUAUCCCGAACCUGGUGUCAGGGGCUCCGGAGAGGAACAGUAGGGAAGAACGUCUCACCUGAACCACCUCCCUCCUGAGGCCCCAUUUUCCUCUCCAUCCCGGCCCGCCCAGCCCCAGCCCUGCUUCCUGUGGACGUCAGGCAAUGAUGCUCUUCCCCUCAGGCCUAGAUGAAGGUAGGGUGGGCAAGGCGCAGCCACCAAGCUCGUGGAAGUCAGCACCGGGCACCCAGGCUGGCGAGGGCACAAGGUAUGGUGCCAGGCAUACAACACUGCCUUGUACAUGGCUACGAGAUCAAUGUUUGUGAAACUUAACUGAACUUUGAAGAGAUUAGGCAAUGGACAGUAAAUGGCUCGCGCUGCAACUUCACCUCCCCUCUUGUUCUCUCCUCCAAGGUAGCGGGGACUCAUCUCUGGAGAAGGAAUUCCUCGGGGCCCCAGUGGGGCCCUCAGUGAGCAGCCCCAACAGCCAGCACUCUUCUCCCAGCCGCUCACUCAGUGCCAACUCCAUCAAGGUGGAGAUGUACAGCGAUGAGGAGUCGAGCAGACUGCUCGGGCCGGAUGAGCGGCUCCUGGAAAAGGACGACAGUGUGAUCGUGGAAGACUCGUUGUCGGAGCCCCUGGGCUACUGUGAUGGAAGCGGGCCAGAGCCUCACUCCCCCGGUGGCAUCCGGCUGCCCAAUGGCAAGCUCAAAUGUGACGUCUGUGGCAUGGUCUGCAUCGGACCCAAUGUGCUCAUGGUGCACAAGCGUAGCCACACGGGAGAAAGGCCCUUCCACUGCAACCAGUGCGGUGCCUCCUUCACCCAGAAGGGCAACCUGCUGCGCCACAUCAAGCUGCACUCUGGGGAGAAGCCCUUCAAGUGUCCCUUCUGCAACUACGCCUGCCGCCGGCGUGAUGCGCUCACUGGCCACCUCCGCACACACUCGGUCUCCUCUCCCACGGUGGGCAAGCCCUACAAGUGUAACUACUGCGGCCGGAGCUAUAAACAGCAGAGCACCCUGGAGGAGCACAAGGAGCGGUGCCACAACUACCUACAGAGUCUCAGCACUGAAGCCCAAGCUCUGGCUGGCCAGUCAGGUGAGCCUGCAGGUGAUGAGAUACGGGACCUGGAGAUGGUGCCGGACUCCAUGCUGCACUCAUCCUCUGAGAGGCCAACUUUCAUUGAUCGUCUGGCCAACAGCCUCACCAAACGCAAGCGUUCCACUCCCCAGAAGUUUGUAGGCGAAAAGCAGAUGCGCUUCAGCCUCUCGGACCUCCCCUAUGAUGUGAACUCGGGUGGCUAUGAGAAGGAUGUGGAGUUGGUGGCACACCACGGCCUGGAGCCUGGCUUUGGAGGUUCUCUGGCCUUUGUGGGGGCAGAACAUCUGCGUCCCCUCCGCCUUCCACCUACCAACUGCAUCUCAGAACUCACGCCCGUCAUCAGCUCUGUCUACACUCAGAUGCAGCCCCUCCCUGGUCGACUGGAGCUUCCAGGGUCCCGAGAAGCAGGUGAGGGACCCGAGGAUCUGGCUGAUGGAGGUCCCCUCCUCUACCGGGCCCGAGGCCCCCUGACUGACCCCGGGGCGUCCCCCAGCAAUGGCUGCCAGGACUCCACAGAUACAGAGAGCAACCACGAAGAUCGGGUUGGGGCAGUGGUAUCCCUCCCUCAGGGUCCCCCACCCCAGCCUCCUCCCACCAUUGUGGUGGGCCGGCCCAGUCCUGCCUACGCCAAAGAGGACCCCAAGCCACAGGAGGGGUUACUGCGGGGCACCCCAGGCCCCUCCAAGGAAGUGCUUCGGGUGGUGGGCGAGAGCGGUGAGCCGGUGAAGGCCUUCAAGUGUGAGCACUGCCGCAUUCUCUUCCUGGACCAUGUCAUGUUCACUAUCCACAUGGGCUGCCAUGGCUUCAGAGACCCUUUCGAGUGCAACAUCUGUGGUUACCACAGCCAGGACCGGUACGAAUUCUCUUCCCACAUUGUCCGGGGGGAGCACAAGGUGGGCUAGCGACCAAGCGUCCCCCCUCGGUCCACCACUCCACUGCCCUACCUACAGGAGUCUAGCCCUGUCCCCAACACGUCCCAAGGAGUUGGGUUGUGUAGCCCCGCUACUGGCUACCUGACUUCACACCUGACCCUGACCCCUCCUCACCUGUGCGCCUCCUCUUCCCCGACUGAUCUAAGCAUUGUGAUGAAACAGGUCUUUUGCUUAUGUUUCUCCUUUUUCUCUUCUCCUCUCAUCCCACCAUACUCACUGAGUUAUUUAUUAAUAUAAUUUGUUUUCUUUUGCUUUUUUUUUUUUAAACUUAUAUCGGUCACUUACCACACCCCACCUUCCUGCCCACAGUCCCCUUCUGCUUUAGGCCUCAUUUUUCUCUUUGCUCCAGCUUUCUCCAACAGCCCCAGGGGUAGGAAGCUCCUCUUAGCGCUAAGAGACCCUGAGCUUCUUGACUUAAGUCCUCAUCUUUUACAUCAUCUGAUUCUUCAGUUUCGACGGUGAUAGCUCCCUCUGGCCCUGCCUUAGCUCUGUGACAUUAUAUCUCCUCUCUGGGACCCUUCAACCUGGUACUCCAUACCUCUUGUGCCCUCUCACUUUAGGCAGCUUGCACUACUCCUGAUCGAAUGAAGAAAUCCCUCAUUUGGAAGUAGGAGAGGCCGAAGACAUUCUCCCCAGGCACCAUGGGACUGAGGGUCCUCUUGACAUCCCCCUAGGAAUACGAGUUCCCCAAAGCCCACAUUCAGGAUCUGCCUCUAGGAUGUGAUAUCUCUCUCUUCUCUCCUCGAACUGCCCGUCUACUCCGUGGUGGUUUUGCUCUCCUUGGAGUGCCCCAAUUUUAUAUUCUCAGGGGCCAAGGCUAGGUCAGCAGUCCUCUGUCUCUGACACGUUUGGAGCCACAGGUGCCUAAAUGGGAACCAGGGAAGGGAAUGGGUCAAAAUUCUUCUCUUUCUCUCCCACCUCUCAAACUUCUUCACUCUAGUGACCUUCCUGGGCUCUCAGGGACUUCUGUGGUCCCUGUCCUAUGAGAAACUGGUGAGUUGCUGCCUGAUAACAAGGGGGUACCCUCAGCCCCCUGCAUCACGCUGCCUUCUUCUUCUCCCCCUAGCAGGAUUCACCCUCUCAUUCCCGGGCUCCUGGGCCCUGUUCUUAGGAUCAGUGGCAGGGAGAAAAGGCUGUCUCUUUUCUCUCUCCUAAUUUUCUGUAUAACCAAAAAUUAUCCCAGGAUGAGCAAGGGCAUGUGCCCCUCUCCCCAUUCCACUCUUGUCCCAGCAAGAAUGGGAUGGGCACAACGGAACUGGGGGGUCAUCCUUUACUGCCCCCUCUACACUCAGCUCCCAGAUGUAGGGCAGGAGGGGGCACUCUCCUGGCUACUGCAGAGACCCCUGGCUAUUUGGGUAACCUAGUUAGUGAGAAGGGGGCAGGAGGAGAUACAGCUCCACUGCAAAUGGAGGUCUCUUUCUACAAGAGUUCCCUGCCCAAGGCCACAGCCAUCCCAUUCUCUGCUUCCUUGAGAUUCAAACCAAAGCCUGUUUUUCUAUAUUUAAAGAUAAAAAAAGUAAAAACCAAACACAACACCUCACAAGUUGUAACACUUGGUCCUUCUCUCUCUCUCUCUCUCUCUCUCUCUCUCUCUCUCUCUCUCUCCCCCCUCCCUCCCCCUCCCCCUCCCCUUUUCUCUUCCCUUCCAUCUUUCUUUCCACAUGUCCUUUCCUUAUUGGCUCUUUUGCCUCCUACUUUUCUCACUCCCUAUCAGGGAUAAUUUAGGGGGAUGGUAAAAGGUUGGCUAAGGAACAGACCCUGGGAUUGGGGCUCUUAAGGGCUCUAAGAGAGUCUGUCUACCUUACCCUAUUAUGGGAAGGGAGACCCUAAAAAACUUCUCUUCUUCCUCCUUUUCUCCCCCACUAUGUGGUCUCCCCAAGAGAACCAGAUUGUCAAGGAGGGGCACCGUGGGUUGACUGUUCCUCCUUGACAAUGUAGCAAUAAACAGAUGCUGCCAAGGGCAGAGGAUCGGGGAGUCAUCUGGGAGGAGAGUGGUCUCUGGAGAAGGGGAGAGUCUUCUUGAGAACACCCCAGGGAACUGGCUUCUUGUUUCAGAAUGGCAGCAGAGCUGCGAUUAAUAUCUGGGGUUCCCCUCAACUGUCCUGGUUAUUGAGCCCCAUCCUGUUAGACCUGCCCUCACCACCUCUUCUGCUGCUGUGUAUUUGGUGACACCUCAUAAGGACUAGUCCCUUCUGGGGUAUCAGAGCCUUAGGGUGCCCUAUCCCCUCCCCCAGUCAGUUUUGGCACCUGUAACCUCCUGGAACAUGAAAGACUAUGCUCUGAGGCCGUACUCUGAGCCCAUGAGAGCAGAGACUGGAAGGGCAAGACCAGGUGCUAAGGAGGGGAGAGAAGGGCACUCUGUCUCUCUCCAGACCAUCACUGCACUUUAACCAGGGUCUUAGGUACAAAAUCCUACUUUCCAGAGCCUUCCAGCUCUGGAACCUCAAACAUCCUCAUGUUCUCUCCCAGCAGCCUUUUGCAUAAAAAAAAAAAAAAAAAAAAAGUAAAGAAAAAGAAAAAAAAAUACAUUGAAACCCACAUGGAGAAAAGAGGUGUUUUCCUUUUAUAUUGAUAUUUAAAAUCAACACCACACAAAAAAAUUUCUAAAUAGACAGUUUUCCAGACCUUUGUUUUUUCGUGUCAGUGUCCAAGCUGCAGAUGGGAUUUUGUAAUACUUCCGGCAGCUUCUUUCCUUGUGUACAUAAUAUAUAUAUAAUAUAUAUUUUUAAUCAGAAGUUAUGAAGAACAAAAAGAAAAAAAAAUAAAACACAGAAGCAAGUGCAAUACCACCUCUCUUCUCUCUCUCCCAGGGUUUCAUUUGUAGCCUAUGCUUGGUGUCUCCUUGGACCUUAGCCCUUCACCUCCUCCUUUUCCUCUGGUUCCCCCUUCCCCCGCCCCCUUUUUUUUAGAGUUUUUCUCCUUUCUCAAGGGGAGUUAAACUAGCUUUUGAGACUUAUUGCAAAGCAUUUUGUAUAUGUAAUAUAUUGUAAGUAAAUAUUUGUGUAACGGAGAUAUACUACUGUAAGUUUUGUACUGUACUGGCUGAAGGUCUGUUAUAAAUAAACAUGAGUA
This is a messenger RNA of Globicephala melas (long-finned pilot whale), 5148 nucleotides long. RefSeq names its product IKAROS family zinc finger 4 (gene IKZF4). Gene Ontology annotation, biological process: regulation of transcription by RNA polymerase II. The record is from RefSeq and is a predicted model, not a curated record. Gene Ontology annotation, molecular function: RNA polymerase II cis-regulatory region sequence-specific DNA binding; DNA-binding transcription factor activity. Lineage: Eukaryota; Metazoa; Chordata; Mammalia; Artiodactyla; Delphinidae.